AUGUUUGGUAAAAGAACUCCAUCGAUAUUUAAAAAAAAUAAGAAUGACGAAUCAAAGUGGAAUGAAGAUGAUACUUUGAUCGAUGAGAGUAAAUAUGAUAAGUCUAAGUCUCGUCCUGAAGGUUCUAUAACCUCAUCUCUUUUACACAGAUUAGACAGUAUGAAACUUGAAGAUGAACGUCUUAAACGAUAUGAAGAUGAUUUAAAGAGUUCAGAGAACAGAAUUGCUGCUUUACGUGAAAAACGUGAAAGGACUAUAACUGCUACACUUCGUAAAAUCAAAUUAACAAUGAAUGUUGACCUUUGCUUUGUUCUAGACUGUACUGGUUCUAUGACCAGUUAUAUUGAAACUGCAAAAAAUUGUAUUUUAAAAGUGACUGCUUACAUGAAGCGUAUUAACCCAAAUAUUACUAUUUCCGUCGGUUUCUGUGGAUAUCGUGAUUUUUGUGAUGGCAAGGACCGUAUUCAAUAUUUAGAUUUUACCAAUUCGUACGAAAAAUUCAGAGAAUACAUAAAGAAUAAUGUAAAGGCUAAAGGAGGUGGUGACGGUCCAGAAGAUGUAUUAGGUGGUCUUGAUGCUGCAAUAACAAAAAUGUCUUGGUCCCAUGCCACUAGAGUCAUUCUACACAUCGGUGAUGCACCACCACACGGUCGUAAAUUCACUCUCAUGAGUGAUAGUUAUCCAGGAGGCGACCCAAAUGGUCUAACAGCAGAAAGUAUCAUGAGUAAAAUGCAAUCAUCGAAAAUCUUAUACUUUUUCGGGAGAAUCACUGAUGACACUGAACAAAUGAUUAAUGUGUUUCGUGGAAUAAUUGGACAGUUCGCUGUGUUUGAUCUCAAGAUUACCGGUGGUGAUCCAGAAGAAUUACUUACUAAAUUUUAUCAUGCUACCUGUUCAGCAAUUACUUCUUCAGUUUCCUUGAACAGCACUAUUUUAAAAGAUUCUUUUAACAUAUAUAAUUUGCAGAAAAAAAAACUUAAUAUAAAUCAACAUGAACCUAAUUGGACAACUCUUCCGGAGCUGAGUGGGAAACUUUUAUCGUUUAAACUUCCUAAAAAAUUGGGUGAUAUUAAAAACGAAAAGUAUUUCAGCAAUUCAAACCUUACAGUCAAUAGUAUGACCUUUAAAGUUGCUCCACAACCAUUCUCUGUUGGCGCAGAACGGUACGCAUAUUUUGGUAUUGAUACUCAACGGGAUAAAUCAGAGAAAUUGGUAAUGAAACAAUAUUAUGAUACUGAAAAAAGAGGUGAUUCCAUUGAACGAUAUCUUGAAUCUGCUGAAGUUUCUUGUAUCGCUCAUUUUCUUGCAACAGAAUUCAAUUCAGUAGCUGAACGUAUUGGUAUCAAAAAGAGGGUUAAAUUUAUCUAUGUGAAAAUUUUGAAACAAAACAAAAUCGAACAAUAUUAUUCAGUAGAAGGGUAUUUUCGUGAUGCUGAAUUUAAACGUUUCAACGUGAAUAGUGGUGUAAUUACAGAAUUUCAUUCUACUCUUGAAGCGUUUGCACAUUUCACAUAUAAUUAUACUAAAGGUUAUUUGGUAGUUUGUGAUUUACAAGGUAUUGAGCUUGAAAAUGAGUUUUUAUUAACAGAUCCUGCGAUACAUUGUGUUGAUUCUUUAAGGUUCGGAGGAACAAAUCUCGGAGAGAAAGGAAUCAAAGAAUGUUUCUUAAAUAAUCAUAGUUGUAAUAAUGUUUGUAGGAAGUUAAAGCUAAAAAUUUAA
This is a messenger RNA of Cetraspora pellucida, 1719 nucleotides long. NCBI's taxonomy places the organism in Eukaryota, Fungi, Glomeromycota, Glomeromycetes, Diversisporales, Gigasporaceae. The record is from the annotation of a GenBank genome assembly.